GAACUUUAAAAUACACCAUAAACACGACUGACCCCUUUAGUCUUACUGGCACAGGCCAGAGUAAACAAACCGAUUUUGUUGUUCUUAAAGGGCAUUUAAAUUCAAAGCUUGUGGCAGACAGAUGACAUUUAGAGUGAAUUUGACAGGUCCACCGCCAUGGGGGUUUCGUAUCUGUGGAGGAAGAGACUUCAAGAGGACUCUGACUGUCUCGAAGGUUCAUGAAGGCAGCAGGGCAGGCGACGCUGGACUGCAGGCGGGGGACGCUAUAUUGGAGAUUAAUGGUCAGGAUGCUGGAGCAAUGUUGAAUGUGGAGGCUCAGAACAAAAUCAAGAUAAAUGAACAUCAGCUUUGCCUUCUUAUUGAAAGACCUACACAAACAGCUGUCAUGCAGCGCUGCGAUCACCCUGACCCAAGACUCCCUGUUAAUUCGGAGCCAUCAGUCAGGCCAAAGCAGACCCAUGAGUCAGUACAGGGCCAGUCCAAGAGUUCUCAAAGCUUCAGAGCCCCACUGGAGAGAAACUGCAGUCCAAACCAGCUGAAACAACAUGAUCAGAAGGAUUCUACAACAUCAGGACACAACUUUGCAUCUGAUUGGAUUCCAACAUGUAAAUCACAGACCACCAAGAAAAGGGUAAGCUUUAAUUAUCCAGUAUGGAGCUACGGUCCUGUUGACCCUGAAGAGCUCAUGAGAAUCAAGAGUAUGCAAGUUCAACCUCAGCGGCCCAGACAGUCCAACACUUUCAGAAUACUACAGGAGGGACUAGAACGAACAUCACAGCCAUUUGGAGCGAUCCAGCACAAUCAAAGGUUCCGCACUUGUGAGAGAUGUGGCUACGUCAUUGUAACUCAGGCGGUGAGGGUCAGAGAAGGACGCUACAGGCACGUCGAGUGUUAUACCUGCAGGGACUGUGAUCUCAGUCUCAUGGAGCGAGGACACUUCUGUGUGGAUAAGGAGCUGUACUGUGGGAAACAUUUUCGGCAGAGAUGCCACCACUUAAAACACUGGUGAAGAGUACUUUGAUUCAAUCAAUGCCAUGUGCCACUUUUAGUAUGUUCACUUAAGUAGUAUUAUUUUAGUAUCAUUGAGAUGCUAUUAUAGUUUUUAUUAAUAAUUUUAGUCAGUUUUUAUUUUUAUAUUUUCAAUUUUUCAUUUUAAUUUUAGUUACAGUUUUUUGAAAGUUUUCAUAUUUAUUUUUUCUGUUUUCAUUUUAAUUUUAGUAAUUUUCGUGUCAUUUUUAGACGUUUUUAAAUGUAUAUAUAAUUUGUAUUCAUUUUUAUUAGUUUUCAUUUUGAUUUUAGUUAAAGUUUGUGUUUAUUGUUUAUUUUUUUAUUUGAGAUUUAAAUAUCUCUAAAUAGAAUUUAUUUAUUUUUAUUUUAGUUUCAGUUUGACUUUUUAGUACAUAAAGUUAAACUAAAUUAAAAUUAGAAAUGUUGCCUUGACAACUAGCUGAAAUAAAAGUUUAUUUUAUUUAUUUAUUUUUACAAUUUUAAUAUAAUUUUACUUAUAAUUUUCUUUAUUUAAUUAAUAUUUUUAAUUAUUAUUUUUAUGUAUUUUAUUUCAAAUAAUGAUUUUUUUAUGGUUUUAGUUUCAGUUUUAGUUAGUUAUAACCCUGGUUUUUAUCAAGUUUAUUUCAAAGAAUAUGUUUUUAAUGAUGCUCAUGAAAAUACAGUUGCUAAAGAUCACCAAAAAUGAAAAUUCUCCUACAAUUCUACUCGACACAACAAUGAAAGUGGAUGCUGACCAGCGUUAUCAAGCUCCAAAAAAAACAACACACAAUAAAAGCAUCAUAAAUGUCCUGAAAUCUUCAGCCAUACAGUAGCUUUGUGUGAGGAACACAAUGAAAAGUUGUAUUCAUUAAAAAUCCUGCCAUCUGA
Messenger RNA from Ctenopharyngodon idella (grass carp), 1875 nucleotides. Its product is annotated as PDZ and LIM domain protein 2-like. Bases 122 to 1009 code for a protein of 295 amino acids. Gene Ontology annotation, biological process: muscle structure development; actin cytoskeleton organization; heart development. Gene Ontology annotation, molecular function: muscle alpha-actinin binding; actin binding. The transcript is spliced from 9 exons. NCBI's taxonomy places the organism in Eukaryota, Metazoa, Chordata, Actinopteri, Cypriniformes, Xenocyprididae. The record is from RefSeq and is a predicted model, not a curated record. Gene Ontology annotation, cellular component: filamentous actin; adherens junction; stress fiber.